Messenger RNA from Sabethes cyaneus, 2164 nucleotides. Its product is annotated as transcription factor grauzone-like. The transcript has 3 exons. Gene Ontology annotation, molecular function: DNA-binding transcription factor activity; zinc ion binding. Gene Ontology annotation, cellular component: nucleus. Lineage: Eukaryota; Metazoa; Arthropoda; Insecta; Diptera; Culicidae. Bases 239 to 1780 code for a protein of 513 amino acids. The record is from RefSeq and is a predicted model, not a curated record.
AGUGGUUGACUGCUUUGGUUAUAAGCGUUGUUUGCUGUUUCGUGAAUGUUUUCAAUUGGAAAGUGUUAAAGAUUUAAACAAAUCGACAUUUUCGCGUGUCCCCAUGAACUAUUCGCAAGUUAUGAUUACUAGUGGCACUAUUUGCUAAACAGGAUUUUAUUGUUUUGUUAGCUAAUUACAUAACAAAUCGCAAACGGAUUUUGGUGUCCCGGCGUGUUGUGUAACCUGUUGGACCAGUAUGGAUUUAAUGUGCAAUUUUUGUCUCUGCCGUAGACCAGAUAUAUCUCUAGAGAACAAAAUUCUUCGCGCAAAAGUGGAUCAAGUUUUUUACUUCGAGAUUUUUCGUCGACAUGAUGAUACGGCAAUGAUUUGCACGACGUGUAAAGAUACCGUCGUACAAUUCUAUGCCUAUGCAGAGCAGGUGAACAGAAAUCAACAAACUCUGCGAUUAACCGGUCUUCCGUCUACGAGCGGGCAUGAUGCGACUCAGCGGGAAGCCGAUGGCACUUUGGUUAAGCUUGAAUGCUCGUUGGUAGAUGACCAUGAAGAAUAUGAAACGGAGUGGGUAGAUGUGAUGGAAAAACUUGAAACAUCGAUUCAUCAGGAAUCCAGCAUGGAGGAAGAUUCAAAGAGUCAAAUCAAACGAAGACACGAUUCUGAUUCUGAAAGCGAAAAUGAACAAGACGACGACACAACAGGUGAUGGAGAGUGGGAAGCACCUGCAGUAGAAGAAGACACUGGAGAAACAUCUCCAAAACCUAAGUUGAAACGAAAGUAUACCAGAAGGAAGGUAACACCAGUAAGACCUUCGGUUCAGAAGAAAAAUUCCACGCAGUAUGCAGAUGAAUCGUAUAGUGAAGAAUCAGUUCUUCAAAAUUUCAAUCUUGUGUGCGAUUUGUGUUCCAAACCUCUAGAAGAUUUUAAUGAGCUACGCGAGCACUUCAAAGAGGCUCAUGGCCAGCAGGGAUACAUUAAAUGUUGCGACAAGAAGAUCUUUAAAAAAUGCUGGAUGAUCGAGCAUCUGCAGGUCCACCUGAAUCCGGAUACAUUCCAUUGUGACAUUUGCAAUAAGAGUUACAGUUCGAAAAGAGUGCUAAAUGAUCAUAAUAAAGAGGUUCAUGCAUCGGAAGAACAACGGGCUCUGAAGUGUGAAGGUUGUACCAAACGUUUUGCAUCGAAACGUCACCUCAAUGCGCAUAUGUCGAUGGCCCAUGGAUCUUUCCCAUGCCCACAAUGCCCACGGACACUGGCAUCGCAGGGAUCACUCAAGCAUCAUAUUCUAACAAUACACGGCGAAGGAGAGCAAUUCAUUUGUGACAUUUGUGCGCGUGUUUAUCGCACCAAGCGUUGUCUGGAGACGCAUGUCAAGGGUCAUUUGGGAACCCGUCAAGAGGAUAAAGUUCAGUGUACGGUUUGUGCUGUUUGGUUCACCAAUAAGUAUCAACUGACAAAGCAUAUGAAUCGCAUUCACAUUUUGCCGGAGCAAAUGUUGGAGUGUACCUUGUGUGGAAAGCAACUGCGCAACCGAGAGGCACUUAACGGACACAUGCACCGAGCGCACACCGAAAAUCGAUUCGAAUGUGAAUUUUGUGCCAAAACAUUCAAACGGCCACAUCAUAUGAGGGAACAUGUGGCCAUUCACCACACCGGAGAAGAUCUUUACGGUUGUAACUACUGUGAUGAACGCUUCAAUUCGAAGAACAAGCAGUACACGCACAGGAAAAAUGUCCAUCCUGUGGAGUUUGAGGAGGAAAUGCGGCGGCGUAUUAUGAAAGACUAAACUGUCAUACGAACUUUAAUCUCUUGCAUUGUGUGUAAGGAGGCACGUUUCUGGAGCGCUAUCUGUGUGAAAGAUAGGACCUUGACAUUUUUUUAUACAGUACUGACCAAUCCAAUUUGAUUUUGUUCAUUCGUAAAAUUUUACUGAAAAGUGACCGCAUGCUUGAUUUUUUUGCAAAGGUAAGGUACCGCCAUUGAACCAAUGAAAUUAUAAUAAAAAUAAUGGUAAAGUACCCUUCUACUGAACAAUUUAUUCUCAGGAACCAAAGUUCUACCACCGAACUGAUCAUUUGCAAUCUUUCACACAGGUAUCUAAAUAGACUUUUCACGGUUGGUUACAUGUAAACCGCUUAGUUUAGCAUUACAUUAAGUUUUGAAUAAAAAG